Messenger RNA from Syngnathoides biaculeatus (alligator pipefish), 3340 nucleotides. RefSeq names its product tumor necrosis factor receptor superfamily member 9-like. The transcript is spliced from 7 exons. Bases 2222 to 3001 code for a protein of 259 amino acids. Gene Ontology annotation, molecular function: cytokine binding; signaling receptor activity. Gene Ontology annotation, cellular component: external side of plasma membrane. The record is from RefSeq and is a predicted model, not a curated record. Gene Ontology annotation, biological process: regulation of cell population proliferation. NCBI's taxonomy places the organism in Eukaryota, Metazoa, Chordata, Actinopteri, Syngnathiformes, Syngnathidae.
UCAGAGAACUCUUUUUAAAAAAAAUACUGAGGAAAUGUCAUGUGUGCCCUCCCCCACAUGAAAGCAACACUCUUAAUAUCCAUCCAUCCUCUUUCUUAUCCUCACAAGGGUCGCCAGAGUGCCGGCGGGUGGGGUAGACCCUCGACCGGUCGGCGGCCGAUCGCAGGGCACCGCUGUAAUGUCGACUUGACAAAAAGUUCUGAUAUUGCCCAGCAACAUGAACAAAAGUUCAAGUGGCGAGAAUAACAAGGCAAAUGUUCUGAAGUCAACUUUUCGUUGUCGGGUUCUUAAAAGAAGCCCGGCAGACACGCUCUUUCCUCCUUUUCAAGUUUCAGGCUCAUUUGACUCCAAUUUGGGUUUACGUACAACGGACUAGACGUUUGCCUUCUCAUGUCAAACGCUCCCAUCUGGUGCUCAAGUCCGCCUUUGGGUCCAGAUGUGGCGCAUCCCCACCCGCCGCCGGCUCCGUUCCGCCACUUUUUCACCGGCGCUUGAAAGAAAUCCUUCCCACAGCGACGCAGUCGACAGAUCAAAUUGACUUUCUUCUACUUCCGUAAUGACCCGAAAGCGGAUCGGCGGCGCUCUCGUUACUUGAUUUUGAGGCCCUUGCCAGGCGUCAUCCGGGGCCGGUUGGAACAAGAACCAAAACAACAAGUGGAAUUUCAAGGCUGACGAAAGCGGGAACCCGAGAAGAGCGGGAAAGUGCUGAGUCACCGGGAUGAAGUUCUGAGAAGGGAUAUGAAAAUGAGCCGCCUCGGAAUGGGAAGUUGCCGCCGGAAGGCUUUUCGCUAACCUCGAUUUUCAGUUUUCCUUUCAAUCCGCACUUCCAUGCAGGGCAACCGUCCAGAUGAUUUGGAGUUUGUUUAUUUUCGUAUUGCUUUGUUCCCCCGAGAAAAUUCCAAAAGUGUCUCUUUGUCCGGGCGAGUUCCAAACUCACAACGCUCAGGUUAGUUUGUCACCUUUCAACCGGGAAAUAUUACGACCCCUUUUGAGCGGACCUCGAGGUCAAGUCGGCGGUUAUUGUUCGCGACACUUUGUGCCGAGAGCGCCGCUGGUUUGGCCUUUUGAAGUCGACGUCGAAUCCUGACAAGCUGGCAAAAUAUUCAGAUCAUCUUCAAACUAUCAGCGAUUACUUUUGCUUCAUUGUUUACUGUUGUCACGCGUGGCCCCCGACUAAAUGUGUCAAUUUUGAAACAAAUCUGGUCCGUCGCUGCGAAAGUAUCAAGGGCGCGAAUCCCGUACGGGGCGGGAGGAGAUCCUUCGCUGGUACGGAUGCGGCUGCCGAGCGAACACGCUCCACGCUUGCGUUGUGAUUGGAAUGACAAAUUUCAGUGGAAUAUGAAGAUUUUUUUGCAUCCGUUCAACGGACCGCGCUGCUCCAUCUGGUGUGUGCGUCUUGGCCACUCGGCGGCAGUGUAGUAGAGACGCAGAAAGACACAAAGACUGAAUCUGUAGGCCAACGAGGACAAAGACGCGCCCUGAUCCCGACUGAUGUUUGAACACAACCGGUGCAACAACACAUGCAGACAGACACAAGUCACAACUCGCACAGAGCCGAUUAUUUUUGCUCUCUGAAGAAUGACUGUUUCAGCACUGCGACACUGUGGGUUAGGGCGUCUGCCUCACGGUUCUGAGGACACGGGUGGGAAUCCCGGUCCCGCCUGUGUGACUUUUGCCUGGUGGCUUUCCUCCCACAUGCUAAAAAUGUGAUUGUGACUUACUCGUCUGUCUCGAUGUGCCCCGCGAUUGACUGGGGACCGGUUCAGGGCGUACCGGCCCCCUGCCCGGAGAUAGCCGGGAUGGGCUCGGGCAGUCCCGCGACCCUCGUGAGGAUAAGCGGCUCACAUAACGGAGCGAUGGAUUAUCCAGUGAGCUCAAUGAAAGUCAAAUAGAUGUGCCCACAGUAGCUGUGAUGAACUUUGACGUUUAGCCCGUGAAAGGUCAGAAGGAUUCAAAUGAAAUGUCAAUCAGAAUCAGUCAGUGGGGGCCCGCCCGGUACCUUCUUUGGACCGCUAAGUCCCUCCUCUUGAAAAGAGAGAGAGAGAGAGAGAGAGAAAGCAAGUGAAGGGGGCCGAAUAAGACUCUCAUCUUUGUCACCCCCACCACACACGAAACGAGGCCGACAGAGGCAGACGCCUGUUUGUCUCUUUUUCGUUUUGUUUUUCUUUCCACCCACCGCGGAAGACUUCCCGCAUUUGUCGCCCGCCGGCGCGAGCGCGUCAUGGCCGCCGUUUUGCUCCUGCUGCUGCUGUCGGGAAGUUCCGUGGACGGCCUGCAGGAGGCGAGCAGGGGCUGCAGGAGGUGGGUCGUCGCGACCACGCCAGGGCGGCUCGGGGACGUGUGCUGCGUGGAAUGUCACCCGGGCAACCGGCUGGUCUCUGACUGUGGCCCGGACCCACGAGAUCUUUGCACUCCUUGUGAGGGCAAAACGUUCACGCAGAACCCCAAUGACUACAAGUGUUCCAGGUGCACCCAGUGCGAAGGCGCGCAGGUUCUGCUGAGGCGAUGCACAGCCACGACGGACACGCGGUGCGGCUGCAAAGACGGACUCGCGUGCGGCGACGAGCGCUGCACGUUCUGCCGUGAGAAAUGCGGACCGGGCGAGGAGCCUUCUGACAAUCGUUCCUGCAGACCGUGUGCGAACGGAACCUUCAACGAUCAAAUCCACCAAAAGUGUAAACCCCGGCGAAGCAAGUGUCCCGGUCCAGAUCAAAUGAUUGUGGCCAGCGGCGACGCCUUCGCCGACAAUAAGUGCGUCAACGUUUCACGCAGCAUUCUGAAAAAGCCCGCUCUCUGCCGUAUGAAGAGAAAAAAGAAGAAGAAAGAGAAAAUCAUCAAACCGCCAAUAAUCAGGACCGCUACAGAUGAUCCGAGGACGUUGAUCGCCAUUGAAUGCAGUUUCGACGAAGCCCAGGAAGAGCAGGGGGGCGGCGGCGGCGGCGGCGGCAGCUCGGAUUCUUUAACCUCCAAAGAGUCGUCGCGGGAUCAACUUGUGGCCUGAAAGCAAAAAAAAAAAAAACAAAGACCAGGAUCUUUUUUUGUGGGCGGCGGCCUUCGCACAAAAGGUGCGCCGAUGUCCUCCGGCGUCCGGAGUCCUGUGACGCGGACCGGAUUCCGGUCCGGUCCCUGACGCGGCUCCGUCAUUGCAGUGGCACCAGCUCAACGGCGUCACUCUUUGCGUUUCCGCCGUGAACUUUAACCGCAAUUGUUUUGCUUUAUCUUGGCUGCUUCUUUUUUGUUUCUUUUGAAAUGUUCAUGCUUGAUUCGGGAAGGUUGCGCUUGUGGCGGGGACACGACGGGCGUAACGAUCCGCGCGCAAGCCGGGACUCGCUCGCACCAG